Hibiscus syriacus is the source of this 1017-nucleotide messenger RNA. RefSeq lists its product as uncharacterized. Lineage: Eukaryota; Viridiplantae; Streptophyta; Magnoliopsida; Malvales; Malvaceae. The coding region runs from base 1 to 1017 and encodes 338 amino acids. The record is from RefSeq and is a predicted model, not a curated record. The transcript has 4 exons.
AUGCUACAGCAGAAUUUCGUAGGGGGUUUUAAACAGUUUGCUGCGGAUCACCUUAAUGUGGUAACAAGCUCAGUUAGCUCCGAGGAAGUUCGUAGUACACUUUUCAUGAUGGACCCGUUGAAAGCUCCAGGGGUUGAUGUUUACCAAGCAGGUUUCUUUCAGCAGAAUUGGAGUACAAUGGAAGAAGAUGUCGUUCGCUUUGUUAAAGAGUUCUUCGAAAACGGAAUUUUACCAGAUGGGGCGAAAAGAACUCUUUUAGUGCUUAUCCCUAAAAUUGAGUUGCCUGAAAAAUUUUCUCAGUUCCGCCCGAUCAGUCUGUGCUUGGUCCCGUAUAAGAUUAUCACCAAGAUUCUGGUUAAACAUUUGAAGCCCUUUUUGCCAGAGUGGGUGUCCGAGAAUCAGGUCAGCUUUGUUCAGGGCAGGAAUAUAACUGAUAACGUUAUCUUGGCAAAGAAGAUUGCCUAUCCACUUUGUAAGAUGGAUUAUGGCAUGUGUUACUUCCAUGUCUAUGCAGUUGUUGUGGAAUGGUUGUCUCAUGCAAUCAACCAUCGAGUUGCUAAUAGUUUGUGGAAGCAGAUUCAUCUGUCUAAAAAUGGCCCUGGAAUCUCUCACCUCUUCUUUUCAGAUGACCUAGUGCUCUUUGCCGUAGCAUCUUUAGAUCAAGUAGUGGUUAUUAAGGAGGGAUUUGGGUUUGAGGAGGUAACGAAUCUUGGUAAGUACAUUGGAGUUCCACUUUUGCAUGGACGGAUGACAAAGGAAACGCACAAAUACUUGAUUGAGAAAGUUGAGAAACGUUUAGUAGGUUGGGUGGCGAAGACUCUUUCUAUUGCGGGCCGUAUUACACUGGCUAAGGUAGUCCUUCAGGUAAUACUGUACUAUGCAAUGCAAUCAACUUGGCUGCUAGAAGGUGUUUUUAAUGCUUUGGAGCAUGGUUUUCAGAACAGGUUAGCGAACCGGUUCAUUGGUUCAACCGGUCGAACCGGUCCUACCGGUCGGAAAAACCGGACGACGUCAUAA